Helobdella robusta is the source of this 540-nucleotide messenger RNA. RefSeq lists its product as hypothetical. The record is from RefSeq and is a predicted model, not a curated record. NCBI's taxonomy places the organism in Eukaryota, Metazoa, Annelida, Clitellata, Rhynchobdellida, Glossiphoniidae. The transcript has 3 exons. Bases 1 to 540 code for a protein of 179 amino acids. Gene Ontology annotation, cellular component: membrane.
AUGAGCAGCAAAGUUGAUUUCGCACCAUUUCAACCACUGGAUGAAUUUCUUCUGGACUUAUCAAGGUUUCAGGCACCCAACUUCAGAAAUAUUGAUAAGUGGACAAACAGGAUUAUUAACAACUUGUUGUACUUCCAGACCAAUUACUUUGUUAUGGCUCUCAUAAUUUUUACACUGAUAGGAAUAUAUCAUCCUGUGGACAUGAUAGUUGGGUGUUUAACAUUAGCUGGAGCAAUCACCAUAUUCAUCACCAUUUCUAACAUGAAGCAAGAACUGAAAAGAUUUAAAAAAAAUUAUCCAAUAGUUGGCGUCUUGUGCAUCAUUGCUCUAUGCUACUUCUUCAUUUAUGUCCUUGGAUCUGUUGCUGUAUUUUGCUUUGGGAUCGCUUUUCCAUUAUUCAUUAUACUGUUGCAUGCCAGCUUUCGACUAAGAAGUUUAAAGAACAAAAUGUCAAACAAGAUGGAAUAUGUGGGACUGAAAAGAACUCCCAUGGGACUUUUGUUAGAGGGAAUUGGAUUGGAAGAACAAGCUGCCUCGUAA